GCAGUGUGUUGAGCGUGUCAGUGUGUCAGAAACCUGCUGUGUAGAGAGCUGGGGUGUACACAUGCAGAAAAGUAUCGGGACUACAGGACUAGCAGGACAAUGAAGCGAGAAAGCCGAAGUUUAAAAAGGACACGUUUGUUACAGCAUGGAUUCUGAAUCUCUGGACAGCUGCAUCCAGAGCACACUCGCGGCGCUGUACCCGCCGUUUGAGGCCACUGGUGGCACUGUGCUGUGCCAGGUGCUGGAUGUGGUGGAGUCCUCGUACCGUGGAGACGGCCUGCGCUACCUCAUCGACUUCCUGGUCCCCGCCAAGCACAUUCUCCAGAGCAUCCAGCAGGAUGCAUGUUUUCCAUAUUGCGGUUUCCUGUUCCGCCACGAGGGCUGGCCACUGUGUGUCCACGAGAAGAUUAUAGUCCAGCUGUCCUCUUUGGAUAGACGCAUCCUGCAGCCUGGUGACUUCUAUCUGCAGGUGGCAGCAUCCCCCAAAAGCCCACCACGCAUCGCCCUCAAGUGCCUUUCAGCGAGCAGGCAGCAUGUGGAGGAAGUGGAGAUCCCUGAGUUAGCCUACACUUCACUUUUCAGCAUGUCCUGGUUGGACUCCAUUAACCAGGAGAGGAGUGGAAAUGGCAGAGUCGCCCUGAAGCACUGCCUUUUAUCUUCUGAUAAUGAUAUUUUCAGGGUGCCUUGGGAAGAUGUGGUGCAUCCCGAGUUUAUUAGCAGACCCCCAAAAGCAAGCCAGUUGGUAUUGGAGAAUGGAAGGGUUGAGGCUACUGAGGUAAAAGAGAGGCAGGAAGAACGUGCUUCUGAAUCUGGGCAUGAUAUUUUGAUUGACGCAUCCAUGGCUGAGUCAGCAGAGAGACGGGACCCAUGUAAGACAGCGAAGCUUCUUCCUGCUCUGGUACAGGAUAGUAGUGGGAGGAGCAGUGCUGCUGAUGAUUCAGAAGGUGAAUAUGUAGAACUUGAAGAUAUCACUCUGCCUCGCUUUUCCCCACAGAAAGGCUCUCUGACUCAGUCUAUAAGCAUGAACUACAGAAACUUGCAUAAGCCACGGAUUACAAGCCCUGAACAGCCCGGCGCUAACGCCUUGGAGAGCUUUGUGACAAGCGGCAGGUGUCCCCAGAGUAUGGUAUGCACCAUGCUGAUCGAGGAGAACCUCACUGAGCCGUUUGUGCAUCACAUGCCAGCAGAUCUGCACAGCAGGCAGCAGGAGGUGAACGAGUGCGAACCAAGCUCCUCUACAGGUACAGCCCCAUCUGACUGUAAGCUUGAGCAUGAGCCUGUGACAGAGUGUGUGCCUGAACACUUGGACUGCAUCAGUACAGCACUUUGUGACUUGAAAACGAACAAUUUAAUGCCUAUAGACCCUGAAUUUUUAAAUCACUGUCUUGCCCCAGAACCAGAGCCUGACCAGCCUACACGUAGUAGCUUUACGGCUAACUUAGAAGCAAACGCCAUGGAUACGCAAAGAAUUGUAAGUAGGGUUGAAACGGACAGUAACUUGAGUGACCAUGCUAUUCAACAGGACACUAACAAACCACCUGCAGAAGUUGUAGCAGCUUCCACCUCUGUCAAGACUCCAAAAGAGGUGCUAAUAAUGGAGGUAGAGGCUAGCAAGAAGGCACAGAUUGAGCCUAAACAGGAAGAUCGUAGAGAUCAGCCAGCUAGCUGGCCUACAGAAGCUGAGAAUAGAGCCUGUGGUAGUCAGUGUAGUAGUGAAAGUAGCCUCAGUUCCUGUGACACUGAAGAGGGCAGGCCAGGGUCAGCAAGCCCCCAGGGGCAACAGGUAGACUGGGCCAUUGUCUCUGCACAGUCUACGGAGGGUCACGUUACAGCCAUUCUUCCAGGUCAUGAGAGGACAGAACCAUGUGAGAAGAAAGAAAGUGAGAAUAGGGAUCAGGGAUGUGUAGAUGCAGGGAUGGAGCUGCCAAAGGAUGAGGCUGAGGGAGAACAAGAAACUGAGCUGCAGUAUGUGGAUGAGAGUGAAGCAGGUACAGGAGAGAAGGAAUCCGGGACCAGGAUUGAGAACGAGGCAAAUACAGAGGGAGUGGCAGUUGAUACAGUAGAAGAAGGAAUGACUCCACAAACAGGUUUGGUUAAUUCCACACCCGAAUCUGGCACAACUGUAAGCACACCUCCAGGUCAAGAGACAGGCAGCACUUUAGGGACAGAGAGGAAAGAAACACAAGAGAAUCAGAACAAAGAGGUUGAGGAGUUAGAGGAGGGUGAACAUAUGCAGGCUGAGUCCAAGGGAGCUGAAGACGUUGGAAUUAUGGGAUGUCCUUUGAUUGGGAAUGAGGUAACUGUGGGGAUUAAAACGGAGUCUGCGGUUAUGUCAGAUGUGCCGGUUGCAAACGACGGUGCACUCUCGGAGCAAAUGAAUAUAGACACUCCGGAUGCACCGAUGGUGGGAGUGAACACCCCUUCUCUGGUUGAAGUGGAGGAGGAGAUGAACGACAGACAGGAAAAAAGGAUAGAGGAGCAGAAGCCACAGGAUGGACCUGUAUCUUCUGUUAAUAAAACGCAGCUGGAAGCAGGCGAGGAGUCUCAGCAGCAGGAGCAAGAGAAAGACUCCGUGCCUGCAGAGGACCCGUCGCUGUGUCCCCUUUCAGUGACGCCUCCUCUGGGUAAACCUCGCACUGAGGACUCGACAGUGACGCCGCAGGAUCCUCCUCCUCCUGCAUCUCCCAGUCAGGCUGUGAGGAAUCAGCCUCUUCUCACUGAAGCUCAUAAUAUCAACUCUGACAUCCUGCGCUCUGGAGUGCUCUGCCUUCCUGGAACGCGAGACAAGUCAGGUCAUGCACUUGUAACUGUGACAACAAGAAACACUGCCUGGCUGAACCCAAACUGCAACAGUAGUGAGCUUGUGCGCAUCAUGGUCUACUUCUACACCAUUCUCAGGAAGGAGGUGCAGGCGUUGGGUUUGACUAUUUUAGUGGACGCCCGCAGGUGCUCGCCUGUUCCUGCACUCUUCAAAGCCUUCACCUUUUUACAGGAAGCCAUGCAUGGAUGUAUCCACACUGUCCUCAUAUUGGCUGAUAGAGAUGUGGCCUUACGCAUGGAGAAGCCUGCUGCAGUUCAGGUGGAAAUGCUAACCUCUCUGAAGUCUCUCCAUAAGCACAUAGAGGUUUCUCAACUCCCCACUGAGUUUGAUGGCACUUUUCCUUUCUCCCAUAACAGCUGGAUCUGUUUCAGGACUAGGGUUGAGCAGUUGACCAGUCAUUGUGAAGAUGCAAUAAAUCUUCUGCAAAGCACAAUCAGCAGUCUGGAGUCUACAGUUCUGCCUCCUACUGCAGAGGAGGCACAGGUGCUUCUGUACAAGUAUAAGGAGUUGAUGAGGCACGUGCUCGAGGAUAGCCGGCUGGUACGUCUGCAGCUGGAGGGAGGAGCCGCUCUGUCCCGCCUCCGUAAAGAGGACACCAGCGUCAGCCUCACUGAAGACUACAGAGAUGCCAUUCAUGGUGUGGGCAGUCUGUAUAAUCAGGUGGAUGAGUUGGUCCAUAAGCUGGUGAUGCUGUCCAACAAAUGCACUCAGGAACUGGAGUUUAUUAUGGAGUUCAAGAGCCUGGAGGAGGGGUUCAGAGAGGUCAGUCAGUGGAUAGAUGAGGUGGGAGAGGGCAGACUGCAGACGCUGGGGGAGUUGGAAGAUUCUCUGGAGCAGCUACGCAGCAAGCAGACACUUUUCAGAGACUUCUACGCAGCAGCUUACGAUCACUGUAAAAGUGGAGAAGCACUUCUGAAGCGGUUAGAGCGAUGGGAGGAUAUCUCGUCAGCCGAGCUGCAGGUGUACGAGGUUAAAGUGCGCUCCUUCUGGGUCCAUUUGGAAGAAUUCUCCCAGAGAGUCGAGGACACGAAGGAGAAAAUUGACAAGAGUGUGCGCCUCUACGAGUUCUUUGACAAGGCAUACGGAUGGGCUCUGGAAGGCAUGAGGCACUUGGCCUGUGUGAGUAUGGAGGACUGUAGCUCGCCUGAGAAGUGCCAGGGAGUGAUGGCUUGCCUGGAGAACUACCGCAACCAGCACGUGCCAAUCCCCGAUGCACACUUCCAGGAGAUGAAGGACCUCGCUGUGGAGUUAAAGAGCGACCAGGGCCUCAAACAGUGGAAAUUUGCCUGGUCAAAGUGCCAGGAAACCAAGCAGAUGUUUGAGAAAAAGCUGGAGGCAGCGCUGCGUGCCCGUAACUCUGGUUCAGGUGCCAGUAACCCCCGUGGGCCCCAGGAGCGGAGCAGCAGCCUUUCGUUCUCCUGCAGGAAAGUCUUCAGUAGCGUCCGGGCUCGUAGCAGACUUCCCUCCACUCCCUGCAGCCUAGUAGGUAUUCGUUCAGAUGUCCAGGAUUCCCUCAGGAUUCCAACAGGAAGUUCCUGUCACACAGACAACCGGAUUCCACACAGCACUCCCCUUAACUCACACAGACUCACCCGCAGCACAUCUUCAGAUGAGCCUCCUUACCCAACAUACUCCUCUUCCUGCUCCGCCAGCCCUACGCUAUCCUCUCUAGGAGACACAAAGCGAAGGGUUUUGAGGAAAACUCAGAGCUUCGAUGCUGCUGGAAGCGAGGUGGGCACACGGUAUGGCACGUGCCAGCGGACGCUAAGUGAGCCUGCACGCAGGGGCCACAUGGGCGUGUUUAUAAAAGGUCUGGAGGUGAGCAGCACAGAGGGGACUAAUCGGCCGUACAACCCACGGCUAGCACCAGCACACAACUGGGUGUCGCAGGAUUCACACCAGAGUCCUGUUCCAGAGCCACGUGCCAAGGGCAGUAAACUGCGCCACAUUGUGGAUGAAAUGGUGACAACAGAGCGUGAAUAUGUGCGCUCCUUGCGUUACAUCAUUGAUCACUACUUCCCCGAGAUGGAGCGUCCGGACCUGCCCCAGGACCUGCGGGGAAAGCGCAGCGUCAUCUUCGGCAACCUGGAGAAGCUGGUGGACUUCCACAGUCAGUACUUCCUGAAGGAGUUGGAAAGCUGCUGUAACCAUCCACUCCGCGUCAGCCACUGUUUCCUGCGCCACCAAGACCAGUUUGGAUUGUAUGCUUUAUACAGCAAGAAUAAGCCCAAGUCAGACUCACUGCUGGCCAGCCAUGGAAACAGCUUCUUCAGGCAUAAACAGCUGGAGCUGGAGGAUAAAAUGGACUUGGCCUCAUACCUGCUGAAGCCCAUCCAAAGAAUGAGUAAAUAUGCUCUGCUGCUCAAGGAUCUGAUUAAGGAGGUGAGUGAGGCUCAGGAGCAGGAGCUGUCCUAUCUACGUGCUGCUGCUGAGAUGGUCAAGUUCCAGCUGCGACACGGCAAUGACUUGCUGGCCAUGGAUGCCAUCCGCGACUGCGAUGUGAACCUGAAGGAACAGGGCCAGCUGGUCCGGCAGGAUGAGUUUACCAUCUGGUACGGGAGAAAGAAGUGCCAGAGACAUGUGUUCCUGUUUGAGGACCUGGUGCUGUUCAGCAAACCCAAACGCAUCGAGGGAGGCCUGGACGUCUACAUAUACAAGCACUCCUUUAAGACCGCUGAUGUGGGGAUGACUGAGACGUCGGGUGAGAACGGGCAACGCUUUGAGGUCUGGUUUCGCAGGAGAACAUCAAAGAACCAAACCUACAUCCUCCAGGCUGCUACUGCUGACAUUAAACAAGCAUGGACCUCAGACAUCGCCCGCAUACUGUGGCAACAGGCCACACGCAACAAAGAAAUUCGUAUGCAGGAGAUGGUGUCUAUGGGAGUGGGCAAUAAGCCGUUUUUGGAUAUUAAACCCAGCGAUGCUGCCAUCAAUGACCGGGCCAUUGAUUACAUCAUGAAGGGCAGAGGAGCCAGGACAAGGGCAUCCAUCGCUGUUUCUCUAUUUGACCACACUAACCCAUUUCAGAGAGCUGCUGUGAGUGCACCAGUUAAUGGACCUCCAGGGCCAGGCGGGCCCCCCUCUUCCACACUGCUGGGACCCCUCAACCUUCACAUGUACAGCACCCAGACUCUGCUACCAGGGGAGAGACCCCUCAUCAGCCCCUGCAUUGAGGAGGACGAGCUUGAGCAUGAAACCAGCAGCCAGCCCUCUAUGACUACAGAGAGUUCGGGAUCAUCCUCGCACUGUCUGUCGGGCAGCGGCUCCAGUGGUUCAGACAGCGGCUGCGUGUCCAGUCACCUCCCUGAGGCUCUGUCUGAGGAGCCCAGCUCGCCAUGCGACUCAUCCUGCUUCACCGCCGAACACAAACCCAGCUUCAACAGCCAGUACAUUUCAGCGAAAGGUGCACAGGUUCUAGGCCCCUCCACUAUAGUGUGAGCGCUCUGUGUAACCGCAGCUGCUACUGUUUAAUGUCUGGCUGCCCCUCUACAAGACGAUGAUGUCAGCCUACACAGAAGAGGACACGGGCGUGUAUUUGUUGUUCUGCUCAACUUCUGGCAAAUUUCAUCUCGUCAUACGGACUUCUGAUAGAUCUGGAAAAUAGCACUGUUUUUUUUUUUAAGAAAGUUGAUUUAAAUGUUUGUAUUUAUCUUUUUGAUUUUUUUUUAAAGUUCUGGUACAGUAGUUUUCUGUACCUUUAUUAGUAACUGUAAAUAUUGUUUUAGCUUAACACAGUUGUGAACUGUUUUUUUCUAAAUUUCUCUCAUUUGUCUGUUGACCACUUUGCUGUAGACUGCAAAAGAAUUGGCUCUGAAAUACCUCAGUACCAGAAGGCAGAGCUACACCUGAUCAUAAGGGUACAAUGAAGCUCCUCUGAUGGUUCAAAAGCAGUGCGUUCUUCUCUUUUACACAUGAUGACUGUAUCCUGUUCAGUUUUAUUCACUUAUCUUUGUUGGGAUUCUCUACGCUGACCUGUGGCCAGUCAUUUGGAUUUGGAUGCUGCUAGUUUCCAGAUGCUCCGGCUUUUGACUGUGAGACCUGCUCCAAGAUCACAGCAUGGUGAGGAACUCUGAGGAGAUCUUCACUGACCCGAGGUCAGUCAAAGCCGGUGGUGUUGGUCACUGCUUGGCCCUGGUUGAGGAGGGAUUUCAUUUCACCUGGCUUGUUUCUGCUUUAUAUACAACAGCAAAAUCGGACAAAUAAAACUGUACAUUGCUUGUAAAUAUUAGCACCUGUGGUGCAUAAGUAAAUAGCACAUAGGAGGAUAAGACUGUGAUAACUUCGUACAUUUAUAUGUUAGUCAGCAAACCAGGGAAUCACGAAAGUGCUAUAUGUCAAUUAUGAAAACAUUCACACUUCAAAAAAGAGACUGUGCUGAAUUUCCACUUACACCUGGAGAAGUAACGUCACGCUGAAGUGUUAUGUCCUAACAGGUUCACACACUUAAUAAAACUGGAUUGGUUUGUAUCCACAA
This is a messenger RNA of Neoarius graeffei (lesser salmon catfish), 7295 nucleotides long. It is a transcript of the gene plekhg4, whose product is annotated as pleckstrin homology domain containing, family G (with RhoGef domain) member 4. The transcript is spliced from 24 exons. Gene Ontology annotation, molecular function: guanyl-nucleotide exchange factor activity. Lineage: Eukaryota; Metazoa; Chordata; Actinopteri; Siluriformes; Ariidae. Bases 146 to 6259 code for a protein of 2037 amino acids. The record is from RefSeq and is a predicted model, not a curated record.